AUGAAUUAAACAAAAAUACCUAGAUUCGCAUUUGCUUUUCUUUGGAUUGCUCUUUGUGUAGAAGGGCUAAAUUGUCCGAAUAUUGAAAAAUAUGAUAACCCUGUAAAUUUUUAUUAAUAUUUUGUGCAAAAUAUGAUUGUCAUACCUAAAACUAAUAUUAUGAUAAUAAAUACGAUGCAGCAAAGUUCUUCGGGCUCAAGCUAUAUAUAUUAUAUAGAUUUAGUUUCAGCACAAGUUAUUAAUACAAUAAAGCCAAGUUAUUAGAUUACCAGCAUGAAGUAUCACUAACUUACAGAUAAGAUUGUUGUUAUUAAUAAAGGAAGUAUCUUAAUGACUGAUCCUUACACAUUAAAAGUUUUGUAAACGUUCUCUGCAUUUAAUCUCUUUUAGCUUGAAUUAAUUGAAGCAACAAAUUAUAUAAUUGUUAGUCUAUACUAAAAUUAGUGCUGGGUUGUUGAUGUUGAUAAAUAGAAUUUAGUUAUUGAUAUGGAUAACUCUUAGAGCUUAGAAUCCUUUCCUGAUAAUUCUUAUCUGACUCAAUAUAUCACUAAAUUUAUUACUCUCUCAACUGGUGAAACAAUAAUUGUUAUAAGUAACGAUAGAGGUUUGAUAUAUUGGACUAUAGAUCUUAAUAACUUUACUUAUAAAUGGAAUGGUUUCAUAAAACCUUCAAUUGUAAGAUAAUAAGGAGAUCAGUAUUGGAGCUUUAGUAAACAUCCAACGAAAGAUAUCCUCUUCUUGGUUGGAGCUUAUCAAUAGAUUUUAGUACUUUAAAUAGUUGAUAUUGUAUAAGGAACAUUUAACACACUUUUUAAAUAAAGUUUGAAUAGUUAUUCAUCAAAUGAAUUCUUUAUAAAUAUGCACUAUAUUGUCUUGGAGGGUUAAGAAAUUUUUAUCACUAAUUUAGGCAAAUAUUUACAUAAAUUUAAUGUUUCCUUUAGCUCUGAUUUUACUUCUUUAGAGAUAACUGAAGCGGCUAAUGAGUAGGUAGUUAGCUAUUUUGUUUGGACACCAUACUUAGAAAUGAACUCCAUUUUUAUAUCUUCCGGAAACUAUGUUUCAAUUUAUAAUUACAAGCAAGAAUAAAUUUCCUAUAUGCUUUAUUUCUAUGGAAACAGAUGGAAUAGAAGAUUUAUUAGUAGAUAUGAUGGAGAAACAGAUAAGAUAGUGCUUGUUGAUAAUAACUAAGUAUACCUAUAUGAAAGAAACGGCUUUGGAUACUAGACUUUAAAUAAAAAUAAAUAAAAACAGCAGCUAAAUUAUAAUUAAGUAAAUGAUUAUGGAGUCGUUUAUGAAGUAAAAUAUACCACUAAUUAAUAUUUGGUAAAAACUGGGGACUCAUAAACUGAUUAUAUGACUACUUUUCAAAUAUACCCACUAGAUUCGCCUGAAAAUACUAUAGACAUACAUGCUAACUAUGGAUUAUACUGGGGCAAUGUUAAUUAAAUAAUAGAUCCGUUCUUUUUCAAAAACGCUAUUUGGGUUCCAUUAAAUGAUUUUUAUAAAUCAACAAGCUAUUUAAUAUCUUUAGUAAAUUGCUAAACUGGUGAAAUUUUUUAUUUGAAAUCAGACUCGCUAGAUGAUAAAAGCAUAAUUAUAUAAUAUGGUCUUGCCUCAUUAGAUGAUCCAGAAAAUCAAGAACUCAUAGCUAUAGAUACUAAAGGAAAUAUAUAUUCUUGGGAUUUAAGCUAACCUAACUUUCCAUUUAAGUUUUCCUAAAAUUUUGAUUGUUCAGGUAUUUAUACAACAGACAUAUUUUAGUACAAAAAAAUUAAGAGAUUAAUAAUGUUUUGCCCAGAUAAUUAUGUUUAUUCUUUUGAUUAUUUAACUGGAAACUACUCAAAAAUAGUUCAGCUAACUAUGUUUCCAACAGCUUUAAAAGCAAUAUCUCGUCUUGAGAUGAUUUUAAUAGGAGAUUUCAACACAGGUUUUGCAUAUGUUUUUAAGUAUGAUCCAGAUAAAGAUUAAUUUAACUUAUUUUUAAAAUUUAAACCUACUAAAACUAGCGAUUAGUUAGAUUUUAUGGAUAUAACAUAUGAUAAUAUUUUGUGGAUUUAAUAUUAAUAUAGUAACGUGUUUUACAAUAUAGGCGAUUGUUUAAAUGAUCCUUAAUAAUGCUUAGAAUGUACUUAAUAAUAUUAUUUUAAUGCUACUAAUAUAUAUGAUUAAAAUGGGUUAUAUGGAAGUGGUUAGCUAGAUUCUCCUUUUACUACUUCAUACAAUUUUUUCACAUCAAUGAUUAAAGCAUAAUUUUAUUAGAGUCUUCUUUUUAAUGUUAGCAAUAUGAAUGUAGAAAUAAAUAUCUCACCUGGGAAUACUUUAGUCUUAAAUCCAAAUUUUAUGAAUUUUGAUUUUAAUGAUAUUAUAUCUUUGAUUUUUUAAAGUUUAGAACCAGGAGUUUAUGCUAGCAUUUAAUAUUUUAAUAAUCUUUAGCUUUAAGACUAUAAUUAUAUUGGGUUUAAAGAUACUGUCAUCAACUUUGAUCUAGCUUAAAAUAUUAAAUGUGGAUUAUCUUUUCUAAACAUUUAAAGUGGUGUUUUAUUAAAUAAUAUUUAGCUGUUCCCGUUAAUGAAACCCUCCUAAACUUAAAGUUGCUAGUACAUAUAUUCUGAAAGCUCACCUUUAAGUAUUUAAAAUUAUCAUAUUUAGAAUGAAGAUUUCACUUAUCAUCAGUCUAUUUUGAGCUCAUUUAAUAAUAAUGAUAUUAAAAUUUCAAACUUUUCACUCAUAAAUUGCACUUUAGGUGAUAAUUUUAGUAUUUUAAGGCAAGUAUCAAAUGUCGAUACAUAUAUUGAUAAUUUAAACAUUACUGAUAAUAAAUGCUCUAAUAUAAGUAAUAACAACAAUACUUCUUUUUUAUUUAAUGCAGGUUUAUUUUAGGUUAACGGAAUGACUAUGAAUAAUAAUAAAUUUUGUAGAAAAUCAAUAUUUUCAACUGUUGUUUCUCUUUAACAAUCUAACUAUAUUUUUAAAUUUAUCAACAUAACUUCUUAAAACAAUACCUUUGAAGUAAGAACUACUUAUGUUUUCUUUAACGCACUAUACUCACUUUUAAUUUAACCUGAUCAUCAGCUAAUUCUGUAAAAUGUUUCAUUUACCGAUAAUUAACUAUCUGUAUAAAAUAGCAAAGAUUUAAUAACAGCUCAGUAUUUUGAAACUAUAAAAAUUUCAAGCAUCAAUAUGUAGAAUGUUUCACUUCUAAAUCAUUUUGAUAUUUAAUUAGGUUUAAUGCAAAAUACAGAUUCAGCAACUAUAAUGAAUUUUAAUUGCUCUAAUAGUCAAGCAUACAUUCUGUAAAUACCUAAUUAAUUGACAGCUAGCUGCUUACAAUUAUUUGAAGUUUUAAGUCUUGGAAUGUAAAACAUUAAUAUUUUUAGGAAAAAAGCAAUUGACUCUAGUUUAAUAUUUAUAAAAAAUUUUUUUACCUAAUAAUCAACUUUUAACAUGAAAGUAGCUAAUUUUCAAGAUUUAUCAUUAAUUUAAAGUGGCAUUAAUACAUAUGUAAGCCCUAUUUACAUUCAAAGUAGUUAUGAAAUCGAUGUUGAAAUAGACUAAGCUGUAUUCUAAAAUAUAUCUUUAUAAUCUGUGGAGUAUAGUAUAAGCUAUUCUUCUUUAGCAUUAUAGGUUACAAACUACAUAGGAACAUUUGUGAUAAAAAACUCUUAUUUCCUAAAUUCAUAUAGCCAAUCAAUUUAUGGAUUUAUUUAUGCGCAAACAAAUACUUUGGUAUUAGAUACAGUUGUUUUUAACAAUCAGACAUUCUAUAAUAGUUAAAAAUAAUAAUUAUUUUAACAAUAUGGAGGAUUUAUUAAUGCAUAAAUUGAAAAUUUAAAUGUCUCUAAAACCACCUUUAAUUAAUCAACUUCUAUAAAAGGAGGAUUCUUAUAUUUACUAUAGUUUGGAAAAACAUUUAAAAUUAACAUAGUUGAUACCAUUUUUAAUGAAGGAUAUGCUUCUACGGAUGGUGGAGCUAUAUUUAUAGACUCAGGAAAUAACUAAAUUUAACUAAACUGCUUUAAUUGCUAAUUUAGCAACAUUUAUACUCUUCUCAGCUCAGCAUGCAGCAUUGGAUUACAGAAAUAUUCUUAAGUUAAUAAUAAAGCUUUAAAUUCCAUAAUUUUCUAAGGAGGGUACAUCAAAAACGUAAAAGGUAUUUUAGAUAGCUACUUUAUUGAUGUUAUAUAUACUAACAUUUAAUUCUUGGAGAUUAAUUAAAUUUUAUCAGAAGUCUUUGAAUCUGACUCUUAAGCUUAUUAGUAGUAUUCUCUUUAAAGUAGCAAUCAAUAGCCAGCGAUUCUUUCCAACUUAUAAAAUUCAAUAUUAUUGAUUUAAAGCUGUACUAUUUCUAACUUAAAAAAGACAUCAUUUUAAACCACUUAUCCAUUAUUAAUCAAUUCACACAUUUCUAAUAUAACAAUUCAAGAUACAAAUAUAGAAAAUUUAGUCUAUAUUACUAGUACUUUGUAAUUGAUUUAAAGUUAAAUACAAUUGAUAAAUGUUAAAUUUAAAAAUAUAAAUUAAUUAACUCAAAGUUCAAGGCUCAUUCAAUCAUAAGAAUAUUAGAUUCCGAGUUAAAAUGCAGCUACAUUGAUAUCUACUUUAUAGUCUAGUGUAAAUUUAAGCUAAAACAGUCUUUUUUAGAAUGUUACCUGUAGCUAAAAUUGUAAUGGAGGAGCGUUAUAAAUCUAAUAGGGUAAAUUAAGUAUAUAGGAAACCACAUUUCAAAACGUUUCUUCUAACUUUGGAGGUGCAAUAUAUAUUUUAGGAUUAAAUUAAACUAAUCUUAUUUUUGAUUCUUAGUUUAUUGGUUGUUAAUCUUAAAAUGAUGGUGGAGCUAUUUAUCUAAAUGCCUAGCAAGAUGACCAAUUUUAGCUUACUAUAUCUUAAAGUAAAUUCUCAGACAAUACUUGUUAAGCAAGAGGAGGUGCAAUUUAUGUUAAUUCAUAAACUACAAAUCCUAUAAACCAAAAUGUUAAAAUCACUGAUUCAAAAAUAAUAUAUAACAAAGCAGCUGUUGGUGCUGGUGUAUUCUAAUAAAAUAUAUCAAUAGAUUAAAGCUAAAAUAAUAUAAUUUCUGCUAAUAAAGCAAGUAUUUCUGGAGAUAAUAGUAUUUCUUAUCCUACCAAACUAAAAAUAAUUAAUUUAGACAAGUUUCUAGAAGGGAAUAAUGCUAAGAUUAAUAAUUAACUAAUAUCUGUUAAUGACUUUAGGAGUGGUGCAAAUAUAACAGAUAUCGAAUUUAUUUUAGUAAAUGAUCAUGAUGAAAUUUUUUUCCCAAUUACAUAAGAUUAAUAAAACUCAUAUUAAGUUAAUGUCCAAUUUGACAAAACUAUUUAAAAAUUUAAUUCUUAUGUUGUAGGUGGUGAUACCUAUGCGAAAUAUGAUCCAAAAUUAAAAGCUUUUAAAUUCAGCAAUAUUAGUUUAUCUGGAAUUCCUUAAACUUCUGUAAACCUAUAGUUUUCUUCUGACUAGAUUUACUCAGUAGAUCCAAUAGAUAAUAAAUUUGUAUAAAAUUAUCAUUUUAAUUUAACAAUAAACUUUAGGUCAUGUGGUACUGGUGAAUAAAUAACAUAGUUAGAUUAAGUAACUUAAUGCUAGAUAUGCCCUGAAAAUUACUACUCUUUCAAAGUAUAAAACUGCUAAGAGUGUCCUAAGGGUGCUACAUGUUUAGGUGGAUCGAGUAUUGUAGCAAAUGCUGGUUAUUGGCGUAAAAGUAAUGAUAGUGAUUUAGUACUUUCCUGCAAUAAUCUUCCCGAUAAUUGCUAGGGAGGAUCUUUUGGAGAUAAUAUUUGUUAUGAAGGACAUAUUGGAGCACUUUGCGAAGAGUGUGAUAUAUAUGGAUAGUAUUGGCCACAUUCUUAUGCUAAAUCAGCUAAGUUUUCGUGUACCAGAUGUGAUUAAAUAAAAAACAAUGUAUGGAUUGUUGUUUUAAUGACGAUUUGGACUCUAAUUUCUAUGUGUUUAGCAAUUAAAGGAGAUGUUGAUGUUUUAAAAGAAAAAGUUGCUGUUUAUACAAUUUAAAAAAAUUUAUCUAGAAAAACAACUGCUCAUUAAAGGAGAUAGUCAUCAUUAUAAUUUAAAACUAUGAGCUUUAGUAAUAUACAACAAGCUAAGAGUGUGGGAAGAUAGAGAAGCACAUCAAAUAAAUUUAAAAUGGAAUUUAAUAAAAAUGAAGAUAAAUCUGGAAUUUUUAUUAAGAUGCUUACUAAUUAUGUUUAAAUUGUCGGAUCAAUAGCAACUUUUAAUCUCUCUAUUCCAUCAGGUAUAUUUGAAUUUCCCCAAUCUUUAGGUUAACCACUUAAAUAGACUAUGAACUCACUUGACUGUGCACUUUAAGAAUUUAAUUUUGAGAUGCCAAUAAUCUAUGUUAGACUGCUUUUUUCACUUAGUCUACCAGUUAUUUAUAUGAUACUCUUUGUUUUAUGCAUGAUGAUAUAUUAUCUAAUAAAAUAUAUAAAGCACAGAAAAGAAAAAAGUAAAAAUUAAUUCCCAUGGUAUAUUUUAACAACAGCUAUAAUUUUCCUCAUCAUUUAUGUUCAGCCAGAUUUAGUUGCUCAGAUUAUUGCUUUGCUUUCUUGCAGAUAAAUUGGAGAUACAAAUUAUAUUUUAUCAAAUGUUUCUUUUGUCUGCUAUACUCAUGAACAUUUAUACUACGCAUUUACACUAGUUUUGCCAAUGCUCAUAUCAUGGGUUAUUAUAAUACCAGUUUUUCUAUUUUUAGUACUAAGAAAAAACAAAAAUAAUUUAGACUCAAUUGAUAUUAAACUUAAGUAUGGAUUUUUGUAUAAAGAAUACUAAGAAAGUGCCUUUUAUUGGGAGUUUGUUAAGAUGGUAGAAAAAUUAGCUAUUAUUCUUUCACUAAAUUUUUAUUCUUAAAGUGUUGUAACAAAGGCUAUUCUCGUUUUUAUUGUCAUAUCUUCUUAUGGUAUUUUGUCACUUAUCAUUCACCCAUAUCAAGAAUCUGAUGUUAAUGAAAUAGAUGUAAAUUCUACCAACGUAUGUGCUAUUACUGUCCUUUUAGGUUUAUUUAUGUACAACAAUUAGUACCCAUACUUUGUUUAUACUUCGCUAUGUUUAAUAGUAAUUAUAAAUGCGUGGUUUAUCAUUAAAAUACUCAGCAAGAUUAUAAACUCUUAUAAAAGCUAAAUGCUAGAAGUUAAAGAAAAAAUUUUAACUGCUUUAUCUAAGAAGUUCAAUUAUUUCAAAAAAUUUGUUAGCCAAGAAAAUAAAUAACACGGAAAAAUAAAACCUGAAACCAAGAAGAAAUUUUAAUAAAUAUUUUUGAAAUUCUUAGCACUAAAACCAAGUUAAAAAAGAGAAAUAUACUUGACAUAUCUACAAAAAAAUAUAGAUGAAUAUUUAAAGAAUUUCUAAGGUGAUAUAAAUGAAAGUAACGCUACUCUAAAAUAAAUUGAAAAGAAUUAAGAGGAUAAUGAGCAAUAGAUCUAAUUGAAAUAGUUUUUCAAUAAAGAGAUGCAAGCUUCAUAAAAUAGCGAUUCUUCACCAUUUUACAAACAUACAUCAUAAGAUAAUUAAGGAUAAAUAAAACUUAAAAAUGCAAAUAAUAAAAUUAAAUUUAAUUAAACAGAAAAUCUAUAAUUUGAAAGUAAUCUUGAAAUUGAAUUAAAAUAAAAUUAAAAGUAAUAAGAAUAAAAUUAAAAAUUAUUUUUGCCAGAAACUAUGAAAGAUCAGCAUGGCAAUGAUUUAAUUCAAUUUAAUGAUCAAUUAGAAUCUAUUUAUUCUGAAAACUAAGAUGACAGAGUUAAUACAGAUUAAUAUUUUAUUGAUUCUAAUAAGUUUUUAAUGGGGCUAUAGCCUAAAAGAACUUUAUCAGAUAUCAACUUCUAGAAUUAAAAUAUCUAUACUAAAUCUGAUCAAUAAACAUUAGUAUAUGUUGAAGAAGCUGAUGAGAUAAAGUAUACAUAAUAAGAUGAGAAAAAUGAAAAUUACAAUGAAUAGAAUGAGUUUAAUUUAAGAUCUCCUCAUUAUACAGAAAAUAGCACUUAAAGAAACUAACAAGUGUAUGAUUCCAAAAUAAAUUUACUUAAAGAUAAAUAAUCAGAGAAUUUUAGUAGAUAGAAGUAUAAUAUUGACUAAAAAUAGCAGGAGACUAUUAUAGAGGAAGAUAUAUAUAGUUUAUAAAACAACAUUAAAGAUGAUUAAAAUAAUAGCAGACAAGGAUAAUAAAUUUCAAUUUCUAUUAUUGAAGAUAAAAAUAAAAAUAAUACUGGUAAAAAAGUUCCAGAUAUUUAAUCUAAUAGAAUAAUACCUGGUUAAUAAUUAACUGACACAAGGAUAGAUUUAAAUUAUAACACUUAAAAUUUAAUCAAUAUUUAAAAUUCAUAAGAUAUGAUUUAUGAUUAAGAUAUUGAAGUGUAAAUUAAUAAAUGA
Molecule: messenger RNA, 8391 nt
Organism: Tetrahymena thermophila SB210
Lineage: Eukaryota; Ciliophora; Oligohymenophorea; Hymenostomatida; Tetrahymenidae
Product: transmembrane protein, putative
Exons: 19
Source: RefSeq, a predicted model, not a curated record